AGGUAAUAUAAGAAAACAUUACUAAGCUAAUCAAGAAGAGCCAGGCUUAUGAUCAGAGAUAAGCUCUCCCUUCUCUCUAUCCUCACUUCCGCAUUGGGAUAAGAUUCAUCGACCUGACUCACCGGCUCCUCCAUGGAUUGAGAGGCGGUCGUUUUUUAUUCAGCUACUAGACACACCUUUACUUUUGAUUUUGGUUCCGACCUUAGCAGCAACGGUUAUGCGGUCAGAAUCCAAGGAAACGGAUUUCAAUCGCAAAUUUCACUGUUCACCGUCGCUUUAGAUUUUUGUUAGUAUCUUCUAUCUUGGUGUUUUUUAAUUCAAUCGAUAAGUGGUUUGGGGAUUCCAGUCUCACGAAGCAUCUUCUCGAUCAUUUUGGGACGCGUGAUCUUUGGUGUUGGUCGGAAACCACCAACAACGACUGGUGGCCAUCUGCUCAUCGACGAAGUUGAUUCUUCGUGCUCCGUCACUUAAAUCUAUUCUGGAAAGCGGUUUGGGACUUUCCUUGUCUAGAAGAACAGAGUUGUACUGUCUUUUAACCCAGAGCCCUACUUCCGAAUUCUGAAUCGAAUUUCUGCAAAAAUGGCGAAGAAGAACCAAACCUACGGUCAACCUUCACAGCCACGAUUUACCAGGUCAACAGCUUCCAGGUUUGAGGUCCUUAACUCUAUAGAUGAAGAUUUCCCAGCACUUGCUGCAACGAAGAUGAAACCUGCAAUUCUGGAAACUCCAGCUUCUGCGAUGAUUUCACCUGCAGGGCAGGACAUAUCGGAGUUUUCUUCUGCGCAGACUUACACUAUUACAGCUGGAAACAAUGUUGUAAUCAACCCAAAUGCUGAGAGUAUUCUGAACGAAGGUGUGAUUACUGCUAUACAAGGUGGAAAAAUUGGGAGCUCUAACCACAGCUGCUACACAAGAUGCUGCAAAACAAGUUGCAGGACAGUCCCAUUCUGGAAAUAGUCCAACAGCAAGGCUAAUCGAGGUAAACACCUCAACUCUUACUCCUAAAGAAGCUCGAACAAUUAAUAAACCUUGGAAUGCCUUGUUUAAGGAUAACUGAUUCCCUUCACAAGGACUCAAAUUGAGAUUUAUUCCUCCAAAAGGCAAUACUUGGGAUUUUGCUGAUAGGGCUUUGACAAUCAUGGUAGAGAUGUGGGGCUAUUGCCUUGUUCGGUUAUUCACAGGCCCCGGCCUAAAAGCAAUCUACGAAUUAAAAUAGAAAUGGGGGGGUCAAAUGCAUUGCUCAGACUCAUGCUAGGCUCAUGCUAGGGGUUGGGUUAUUUUUAAAUUUCAAAAUGAAGCAGAUAGGCCGAAAGUGCUGACGAAGGGACCAUACACUAUUUUUGGUAAGUUACUCAUGUUGAAGGUACUCUCCGAGGACUUCUCAUUCGACGAUGAAGAAUUCCUUAAAGUGCCAAUUUGGUCAUAUUACCUAACUUACCAAUGAAACUUUGGAAUGAAGAAGCAAUGCGUGAGGUCGCAUCUAUGGUCGGGGUUCCACUAAACACAGAUAUGAUUAGGGGUGGGCAAAAAUACCGGAAAAUCGGUAUACCGCACUUACCGUACCGAAAAAUACCGAAAAAUACCGGAAUAUUGGUAUACCGUCAUUUUCGGUCCGGUAUCAUACCGUACCGAUUUCUUCCGGUAUGGUAACGGUAAAUGUUUUCAAAUACCGCGGUAUACCGGUAUAAUACCGUACUGACUCCUUGUCCAACAAUUAUUACUUUUAAUUCUAGAGUAUUGUAAAACUCCAUUACAAUUAUGAAGCCCUAAAUCAAUACUUACAUUGGUUACAAAUCUCCAAUGACUAAUUAGUAAUGUACUGAUGUCUAAAAACAAGUUCAUCUUGUUCCAAGAACUUGCGAGUUGCGAUGACUGAGUGGCUGAGUAGCUGAUGAGUGGAGAGAGGUACACUUAUGUGACAGGAUCUACAUAGGGAUUCCACAAGUCGAGGCAUACAACUUUAUCCGAAAGUCUUAUUCAUUUUUUUAAAAAAAUAUAAAAAUGACUAAAUGCACAAUAUCAUACUACCGCCAACCCAAAAUAAUUAGCCAAAUCCAAAACUUUGAUGAUUAAUAUAUAUUUAUUAGAAAUUAUUUAUAAUAUCAAAAUUAUAUGAAAUUGUUCUUUAUUAAAAGUACUUUCAUAAAAGUAUAAAAUUUAUAACUUUCAUAAUAUUAUACUAAUCAAAACCAUGGUUCAAAUUUUGAGAUUUGGCUAAACAUUUUGGGACAUAGGUAGUAUUAGGAAUAAAUAAUUUUAUAUCCAUGUUGUUUGAAUAAUUUUAUUUAUUAUUGUUAGAUAUCACUAUUGAUUUAAUUAUAUCUAUAUCGUUCAAGUUAUUUUAGGAGAAUGUGUUGUUUUUUAAUGCGUGACAUGUUGAACUGCUUAAAUAUACUAAUAAUAAUUAUUGUUCAAUAUUGAGUAUGACAUCAAUAGAUUAUUAAUUAUAUUUGUAAAAUUUUAAUAAUGAAAUAAAUAUGUCACUAGUAACACCGAUUUAGCAUAUUUCGUUAGUCUAUGAUAAUUUGUUGUAUUGGGAGACAUGGAUGGUAAUUUAUCGAUACCGUACCGUUACCGAACCGAAACUUCGGUAUACCGAAAUGCGGUAUACCGAAACUUCGGUAAGGUAACGGUAUAUAAAUUUUGCAUACCGAAAGUUUUGGUACGGUAAAGGUAUGAGAGAAAAUAUUCGGUAUACCGUACCGAACCACUCCUAGAUAUGAUCACCCACGAAAGGACUAAUCACAACUUUGCCAGAGUAUGAAUAGAAGUGGAUGUGUCCAAACCUCCCCCUACUUUCAUUCCCCAUACGUCUGUCAUCUCGGAAGGUUUUUACGCAACUUGUGGUGUACGAAACUUUCCUACAUUAUUGCUUUCAUUUCAAAGAAUAUGGACAUCAUCCAUUUAUUUGCAAAAAGUUGGCGGAGAAAGAAAAAGGGGUGUUCGAGGACAAGGGGCAUUCGGUUGAAGGAACCCAAGAUAUAAGGAAGGAAGUUGGGACCUUAGUAACAACCCAGGAAGAAAAAAGUGAGAAAGAAGCCCAAACCUUUGUGACAGAAAGCGGAGAUAUCGAAGAAUUAGUUAUGGAGGUGAUUGAGAACGGCUCGGAACAGAUGGUGGAUCCAAAUCCUGUAAAGGCAAUAGCUGAAGCUAAGGAAAAAUCUAGGGGUGGGCAUAAAACCCAAACUGAAUUGGUGCCGAACCGUCCCGUAGUGGUACCGAACCGAAUAUCGGGUAUUUAAAUGGUUCUAUAGAUUUUUAUCCCGUACCGAAACCGUACCAUUUGAAACGAGUACGGGACCGGUCCUAGAUUUUAAGAAGUGAAAAAUACCGGACCGAACCGUUCAAAAAUAAUGCAUUUGAAUUUUUUAUAUUUUUCAAUACCAAUAGAUUUCUUUUAUAGACCAAUAAUUUUAUAGUCCAAAUAUGUAUUCAUGUGUCCCUAAGAUAUUUAAAUCUGUG
Messenger RNA from Cuscuta europaea, 3462 nucleotides. The record is from the annotation of a GenBank genome assembly. NCBI's taxonomy places the organism in Eukaryota, Viridiplantae, Streptophyta, Magnoliopsida, Solanales, Convolvulaceae.